Anthonomus grandis grandis is the source of this 5490-nucleotide messenger RNA. RefSeq names its product transmembrane protein 272-like. NCBI's taxonomy places the organism in Eukaryota, Metazoa, Arthropoda, Insecta, Coleoptera, Curculionidae. Bases 175 to 900 code for a protein of 241 amino acids. The record is from RefSeq and is a predicted model, not a curated record. The transcript has 4 exons.
CCGAAAAAGUUCAAAGUAAGAAAAAAAGGAAAACAACAAAAAUGUUUUGAAUUGAAUUUGGAGACAGGGUGAAAGUUUCGUUUUCUAAGGUGCGAAAAUAUGCGGCAUGUCUUUUAAUUAGUUUCCGGGAUAUGUAGUUUAUAAUAGUUUGGUGCUAAAGAAAAUCGUCGUCAUAUGACUGGUGCCAAUCUUUUAAAUCAUCCCCCUCCUAUUUAUAAUGUACAAGAGGGGGCCCCCAUUACAGAAGUACAGGAGGACCAUGGAGCACCCCCUUCAUAUGAAGAAGCUAUCAACCCCAAUGCCCCUCCUCCAUCUUAUGACUCCCUGUUUGGCAGAGUGAGAGAAGCACAAAAAACCAGCAAAGGCAUUUUAGACUUUUUUACAAAUGUAGUUAUAAUAGUGCUGGGAACAUUGGGAUGUUCAAUAAUAUUAGGUGUAACGAUAGUUGUUCCAAUAUGUAUGAUUGUGAUGGGAUCAAUAUAUCUCCAUGAGUGUCCUCAGGGAGAAUACAUUCCAGUUUAUUUACUUGUUGGAGGCAUCUUUGGCAUCCUAAAACAGCUUCUCCAUCUCUCCGCUAGAGUUCGUCAAACAGAAGAAGAACGCCAAGAAGAGAACCUGAGACAAUCACCCACGCAAACUCUUCUGAAUUGUUUCAUGCUAGGAUGGUUUAUUAUAGGAUCGGUCUGGGUCUACAAAGAAUAUGAACCCAACUACAAUCCAACAAACGGAAAAUACUGUAACAGAAAUCUGUAUCUUUUUGCCUUUUGGCUGAUAACUUCUGUUUAUUCAAUAUUAGGGUUUUUAACUAUUUGCUUGUGUUCUAUCAGCAUUGCUACCGUUAUUUUUCAUACAGAUAGGCGCGAUGAUAGGCAAGUAACUCGACAUAAUAGAGCUUGGUAAGGUAUUUAAUAAAUUAACUUUUUUUGGUUAUUAAAGUAUAAUUUAAUAAAUCAUUUAUUGAAACUCUUUGCCAUUUAACAAAUGAAUCUUCCCUUUUCUACAAAAUAAUUUAUUUGACAUUUCUUAAAUUGGUUUUUAAUGACAUUAUGUUUGCUGUCUUUUCGGGUAUCAAAUUUAUGAAUGGAGUUCAUGAGAGAGGUUUAAAAAUCAUAAACAACAUUUUAGCCAAAAAAAAAAAUGCUUUUAAAAUUAUAACGUUAUUUUUUUCACAAUAAUUAACUACUAAUAAGGUAUAUACAGUGUUCAUAUUUUCUUUUUUAAUUAAAACAUUUAAAAGAAUAGUUUAUUUGAAAACAAAACUAUCCAAUAUUUAUAGGUAGGGGAGAGGACCCUAAGAUGACGAACUUAAGAUUUGCGGUCCAAUUAUAACUCUGUUUUCCUCCUUUAAAUGUUUUUUUUUUAAACAGGGCAUAUAAUAUUUAAGUGACUAAUCAAUAUUUGAGUCUGUUUUAAUUCAAAUUUGCACUUUGUGGCUGGUAAUUUAUUUGGGGAAAAAAAAUGUAAUCAUCGUCAUCUUACACGCGGUUGCUGACAAGAUGACGAGCGUAUGUGGGUAAGUUGACGAAUAUAGUAAAAAGGCAAUAAAACAAUACAUUUAGACAUUUUAACGAUUUAUUUUUAUAAAAUAAACAAAAUCUAAAAGCAAGGAAAGUCAAAAAUAUUAAAAAAAUCCAAGGGCGAACACAAAAUUUCAAAUUGUAACUUAAUUUUAAAUACGACAAAAAUCGCACACCCACACUUUGGCUUUUGCUUCUUUCAAAUUAAGUCCAGUGCAUUCUGCGUGUGCCCACUUGGUGCAUAUAUUACAACAAAACCAAAGCUCAUUAUGUUUGCCCUCAUCUUCACAAAAAUGCACAGUCUGUCAUCUUCUUCAACCUCUUCGUCCAUGUCAUCAUUACUAUCCACCACAGCUAUACCUACAGAACUAAUCAGAUUUUUCUUGAACCGAUAUGCUGCUGAUUUUUUUUGAUUUUUUUCUUCGGCGGGGCUUUCAUUUGUUUUUUCUUCUCUUUUUCAAGUUUUUCAUUGUGCUUUUGCUCUAAAGCAUCUUUAACGGGCGUGCUAGAAAUUAUAAGUGAUGGUAGCUUUUUCCUACAACGUCUGUUCUGCGUGUUUGCUUUAGGCAAAGGAGGUAAUCCCAACUCGAUUGUCGGGCUCUGAUGGCAUUUUUUAUCAGAAGUUUAAAAUGGUUUUUCAAUAUUAUCUCUAUCUGCUCUUUGUUAGGAGUUACUGACUCUGGCAUGCGCUGAGGACCAGAUGUGGAAGGCACAAGUUCCUCAAUUAAUUUUGGUUCAGCGUUAAUUUCCCUUUCUGUCGUUUGGGCAGUUUCAAAGUCAAUGUCCGUAAAAAUGUCAGAAUCAAACGGGUCUAUACGAGUUGGCACGAAACCCACUUAAAGCAUUCGCGACGGUUGCUACUUUUAAAUAGGCCUUUCCAAAGAUUGAGGCAAUGUCAUUCAGUGAAAUGGCUUUUCCAGGAUUGUUUGUCAAAAAGUCAUCACAAGCCCUACUAUAUGCAGUUUUUAAGGGGCCAUACAUAGACACAUCUAAUGGUUGCAUUCUGUGACUGGUGUGUGCGGGAAAUCCCAAGAGAGAAAUAUAAUUUUCCCUGCACAAUGUUACAGCUUCAAAGGUCACAUGACUUGCAUGGUUAUCCAUUAUGAGCAGAACUCUGUUGUUUUCGCUAGGACAAGCGUAUUGGAUAAAAUGUUCCAGGUAUUUCAAAAAAUUUGCAGAUGUCAUCCAUCCGGUUUCAUGUGCAAAACCUGUAAAUCCAGCAGGUGUGUUGUUCAUGUAGGCUGGUUGCAUUCUAACUCUAGGGAAAAUCAAAAAAGGGGGAAUAAAUGACCCACUUGCGUUCAUCGUGCAUACUGCAGUCACAUUAGUUCCUCGUUCCGCAGAAGAUAUCUUAAUUACUCUUCGCUUGCCUUUUGGGGUAACUAUCCUGGGAUUAUUUGUGGCAACUGUUGAUACACCGGUUUCAUAUACGCUGUAAAUUUGAUUGGGUUGGAAAUUAUGUUUUUCUUUGAGUUCCUUAAGCGCGUUAAAAAAAUUGGAAACACUUUGGCGAUUAAAUCCCAUAAGUCUAGCUAUCGAGGUCGAUUCUGGCUUACGUAGAGAAAAGUUGUAUUUCCACAUAAACAGCUCAACAAAGUGUCGUCCAGCCUUCUUCUUGGUUGUGUUAAAUCUGUGUGAAAUGUUACGAUUUUCCGCAAAAUUAUAAAUUAUCCUGCUUAACUGCUCCUUGGUUAGUCCAAAAGCCCGUUUGUCAAUAUUGAUAAUGUACUCCCGUAGUUCUUCUAAUUCCAUAUUCGAAAACGUGCUCUUGAAUCGACCAGAAUUGCAAGGAAAUUCCUGAAAAUAAAGACCAAUCAUUGUUUUUAAUAAUAUAUUAUUUUAGGAGAGAUUUUAUCCGUACUUCCUCAGAAUCCCGCUUCAGAUAUAUUCUAAGAGUUGCUUCUGGGAGAUUAUAUGCUUUUGCCAUGGAAUUUACGCUUUUGUUGUUUUGUCUAACCUCAUUUAUGGCAAUUCGCAUGUUCUCAUUACUCCAUGAUUGUCGAUUCGUUUUGCGCUUGUACACUCUUCCCAUAUUUUAUUAUCUAAAAUUGUGUGUAACUAAUUUAUUACCCAACAAACAUCAUAUUAUAUGGGAGUGGGUAAGAUAACGAAUUCGCUAUCUUGGCUACUUUGUUCUUCGUCAAGUUAUCCCCAUCACAGUUAAAAUAAAAAAAAAAUUAAAACAAAGAAAAACGUUAAUUUAGUGUUAUAUCACAGAUGAUGCCAAACACACUCAUAAACAUCCAUCACUUAAAAAGUUUUAAGUUUGAACUUACCUAGAAAAAUGCAGACGUUAUUUUAUAAGCCGCUAAAAUUAUAACGAAGCCCGACGAUUCACCUUGUUCACUUAUUGCGGACUGACUUACCCUCUCAAGGCCGAAGUGAAACAAACCGCGUAAGGCGCACGCGCAUAACGAACGUUUCACAUCAUAUUGGCUGCGCAAAGAGAGAGAAGGUAUGAUUUAUAGUCGAUUCGUCAUCUUACCCACUUCGUCAUCUUAGGGCGCUCUCCCCUACAUUAAUAUUCACAGUGUAUCUAUAAACUAAAACCCUUUGCUUUGACUUAUUUUAAGGCAACACGUCAUAUGUUUUGUGAUUAAUAAUUUGCUCAUAAUAUACUUGUUUGUAGUUUAGUAUUUUUGUUAAUGUUUGUUUUGUUGGUGUUUAUUAUUAUAUGAACUAUAUGUUUGUUUUUUUUUUAACAAUCUGUGAUAAGGUAUAAUUAAUUCCGUAAAGAAUUAAUUUCAGUUUAGUUAUUAAGAGACAGAAAUCUAACAUUUAUUAGCUUAGUUUUUUAUAAAGGUAAUUUUUAUUCAAACUUUCGUUUGAUGUAUUUGUUAUUUGCUGUGAAAAAUCAACUACGGUGAAUAUUGACAUAAUUUGAUAAAAAUUAUUUGGAAUCGGUUAAAAUCUUGACCUAGUGAUUCAUUUGCUAAUAUUGCAGUAUUUAAGUCUUAGAGGUUGAAGUCAAUAUUCACUCAGUUUUGAUUUUUUACAGUAAAAUAUUGAAUAAAUUGGUAGUAUAAGUAUGAGUAUCUUAUAAAGGCUUUGAAAAUGAUUGAUUAAUCAAACUUACAUCCUUUUCUUUCAUGGCAAAUGAUAAUAAAUUAUUAUAAGCAAUUUUUUUAAUAGCUGUAACAAUGUUUAUUGGGUACACCCACCCCUGAUACAAUAAUAGAGGGUACACCAAUAUUAGGUUAACAAAAGAAGGUUAAGUCUUAAGUGUAAAAUUUCCGACGUUUAGGCUUAUAUUAGGACCUAAAAAUAGUAAUAACAACCUUAGCAUAGAUCUUAAGAUGUUCAUCAAUCUUGAAGAAAAUGAUAUUUACUUUAUAAAACUUAUAUACAUUAGUUUCUUAUAUAUGUAAGGAGUGAGGUUUAGUAAAAGGUAUUGAUGUUUUAAUUUUGUUAAAAGAUAUUGAGUAUCAAACUCCAUGUGACUUUAUAUCUGUUGCUAUUGACCUUAUAUUUUUUCACUAAAAUAAUAUAUUUAUAUUUUUCUCUGAGGAUGACCUAAUUAAUAUAGGCCAAAAUGUCGGGGUAUUUUAAACUUUACAACAAACAAUUUAUUACUUUUUUUACUUUACAAAAAAAAUGCUUAUUUUGAGCCCUUUGGUCUACAUACGCGGCUUUUAAGACUGAUUGAACUAUAUUUGCAUGAAAAAAGGUGUAUUUUACAGUCUUCAAAUUGGCAUCUUUUAGGAAUCAUAAAUUAUAAGAAUCUCAAGUAAUAAUCUCAUAUGUACUUUAAUAUUAUAUAUAGUGUGACCUCGAGUAAUACGUACUAAUUUAAGUACAUAACAUCUAUUUUAAAGAAAUAGUAUAUUACUAACUUAGGCAGGAAAUUAUCGUAUAAGGAUUUUUUUCGCGGUUAGUAUACAAUUUUCCUGCUUUGUUUGGAAUAGUUUGUUAAAAAUUUACUGUAAAAAUGUAUUAUAAAGCAUUUUCAUCAAUAUAUAGUAUAGCUAAAUAA